AAGGAUAUUUUGUUCAAGAGACUUAUUUUCUAGUAGGUCAUUUCUCACGAACUAUCACUAUAAAUACGAAAAUCAAGUUCAAAAAUGGUUUACUUGCCCAUAGAAAAUUGCAACUUGUGUGCAGAUUUGGCCUCAGUAGGCUCUACAUUAGAGACUGAGCGAGUUUGUGAACAUGAACAACGUCCGUCUCUACAUUUUGCGGCUCGUCCUCGCAUGCAUAAUACUGAACGCGAUACUUGUCGCUGAGGCCAAGAAAAAACAUCACAAUGUUCCUGCUACCACAGCUGUCCACCAGGCGUCAAAACACCAAGAUAUUUCCAAAAUUAAGAACAUUCACAAACCCAAACAUCCAAAGAAGUCAAAACGAAGUACUUAUAGAAGGAGCUGGUCUUCUAAGGAGUACAGCUACAUGCCUCCAUACUUGGUGUUCAACAGAAAAGUAGGCGCUUACUACCCAUACUACGUGAAUCCCGAAAAUAACAACCGACGAAGCAUGGUUGCUAGACAAGGCUGAAAAACUAUGAAAAUUCUGUAUUCAUUAUGCAAAGGCUGAACUUAUUGGUAAUUUUAGAUAAUUUAUUAAGUUUUAUUAGUUCUGUUUAUAUUCUAACUUGAUUAAAGGGACCUAACAGUUGUACUUCAUCAUCAUCAUCACCAUCUCAGCCAUAGGACGUCCACUGCUGAACAUAGGCC
Messenger RNA from Ostrinia furnacalis (Asian corn borer), 693 nucleotides. RefSeq lists its product as uncharacterized. The coding region runs from base 173 to 514 and encodes 113 amino acids. The transcript is spliced from 2 exons. NCBI's taxonomy places the organism in Eukaryota, Metazoa, Arthropoda, Insecta, Lepidoptera, Crambidae. The record is from RefSeq and is a predicted model, not a curated record.